This is a messenger RNA of Fundulus heteroclitus (mummichog), 1720 nucleotides long. It is a transcript of the gene map1lc3a, whose product is annotated as microtubule-associated protein 1 light chain 3 alpha. Gene Ontology annotation, biological process: cellular response to nitrogen starvation; macroautophagy; autophagy of mitochondrion. NCBI's taxonomy places the organism in Eukaryota, Metazoa, Chordata, Actinopteri, Cyprinodontiformes, Fundulidae. The coding region runs from base 127 to 492 and encodes 121 amino acids. The record is from RefSeq and is a predicted model, not a curated record. Gene Ontology annotation, molecular function: ubiquitin protein ligase binding. The transcript has 4 exons. Gene Ontology annotation, cellular component: cytosol; autophagosome membrane; autophagosome.
GCCCGCGGUGACGUCACGGCUUUGCAGGCUUUGUUUGUCCGGAGCUGCUGCUGAGCCUCAGACGGACCUCCGAGCCCCCAGCACACCGAACUUCAGCGCCUUCCUCCGGACUCGCCCGCCGCAGACAUGCCGUCAGACAGACCCUUCAAGCAGCGGAGGACCUUCGCUGAUCGGUGCAAAGAGGUGCAGCAGAUCCGGGAGCAGCAUCCGAACAAGAUUCCCGUGAUCAUCGAGCGGUACAAGGGCGAGAAGCAGCUUCCUGUUCUGGACAAGACCAAGUUCCUGGUUCCUGAUCACGUCAACAUGAGUGAGCUGGUGAAGAUCAUCAGGCGCCGGCUGCAGCUCAACCCCACCCAGGCCUUCUUCCUGCUGGUCAACCAGCACAGCAUGGUGUCCGUGUCCACUCCCAUCUCUGAGAUCUACGAGCAGGAGCGGGACGAGGACGGCUUCCUCUACAUGGUGUACGCCUCCCAGGAGACCUUCGGCUGCUAGAGAGGAGGAGGAAGAGGACGGUGGAUGGAGUGACGGAGGCGGAGGUCGCCCCGGAAACCGCCGCGUUCCUCUCCACGUUCAGACUCUUUAGUUUAUCCCUUCAUACGACACAAGCUGCAGAUGCCAGCAGAGGGCGCUCUGCUUUUCUUUCCCCCACACAGGCAGAGUUCUCUUACUUUGAAAUGACACAAACCGACCAAUCACGGUAGAGUUUUAGAGAAUGUAGAGAUUGAUCCGUCGGUUCUGGUCUCAACACUAAACGUGUAUCAGGUGCGUGAACGCCACACGGCUCAUUUCAACCGUUUCAGCUUUUUUUUCUGAGUUUUAACUGAAGUUUAGUUUGUUUACAGUCAACAUGAAGCUCAACCCCCCCCCCCCCCAGAGAUCCUCGUCAGUAACGAUGUGCAAUAUCCGCCCGCGCACGCCUCACCCAGCUGUUAGCACAACGUCAGCUCGCCACGCCUUCUUUCAGCGCCAUGAAUCAGACUCGGUCUGGUAAAGCCAGAAUCUCGUGCUGCUUUCAUGGCCGCUAAGGGCGACUGUAGUUUUUAGUGUUAAAUGCAGCGGAAACUAUGAUGUUACAAAGCGACGCCGUGGCGCCGGCGGAGAAUCUGACGGGUCGAUUGAGGAGAAGCUCAUUGGAUCUCUCCUAGAAGUCAGGAUGUAAUAAAGUUUGAGGGUGGCGCCUCCUUCUGGUCUGUAGAAACACUAAAUCACCCCAGAGUCAAGCGUUAAACAGAAAAAGAAAAUAUUUAAUGUAGGAACUGAAUGAGCUUUUUUUGCACAUGAAUCAAACUGAAAGAUUAGGCUUUUUUUCCAUGUUUCUUUACGACUGUAUGUUUAUAAUAACCUUCAUCUUUUUGUACCUGCUCCCAGUCUGCCUUCCUUUAACAGGAAUUUAUAGAAAACGUUUGUUCUGCACUACAAACCCUGCAUGUUUUCACUUUUUUAUAGAAAUGUAAACUGAUUUUAUGCCAUAAAUAUAAAUGUUUCCUUUUAACUUAGAAAAAAAAAGUUUUUUUAGAUGUUUUUUUUCCCCCCCUGAACCAAAAACAUUAACCUAAGUGUACGUGUGAAACCAAGUGUGCGUCAUAUAAUCAAGCUGUAUCACCGUGUUUUUCUUUAGGCUUCCGGCAGGUGUCGCUGUUUUCCGUUGGUGUACAUAGAUGCAUUGCUGCGACCUGACUCAGAGCGUUGCCAGUAAAUAAAUAGAUAAAAAUAAACCUUU